AUGAACACCCUGUAUAAUGAACUGAUAAUGACUUUACCGAUAUGGUUUUGAAUUUUUUGCAAUUUAUCUUUCAGUUACUUUCCACAAGUAUUCCACAAGGGCGAUGGAAUUAACAGUAAUCAAAGUAAGUAACAGUGUGUAAUGCUAACAUGAGAUUAGAGAGGGUUACAGGGGAUAACAGUGGGUUACAGGAAAUUACAGCGGGUUAGAAGGGGUUACAGGGUUUUACAGGAGGUUACAGGGGGUACCAGGGGGUUACAAGGGGUCACAGGGGAAAAUAGUGGGUUACAAUGUGUUACAGGGGGCUACAAGGGGUUACAGGAGGUUACAUGGGGUUAAAGGGGGUUACAAGUGGUUACAGGAGGUUACAAGCGGUUAUAGGGGCUACAAGGGGUUACAGGAGGUUACAAGAGGUUACAGGGGGUUGCACGGUGUUACGAUGGGUUACAGGGAGUUACAAGGGGUAACUGGGGAUUAGAGGGCGCACAAGGGGCUACAAAGGGUUACAACAGAAAAUUAGGUAACUACUCUAGCCUUACACAACAAAAGCUGAUUUCUUUUAAUAGAAUAAGCAGGAAGUUGGUGUUUACUAUCAAAAUGAAAAUUGUUUCAAACCCUUAAAGAGUAAUAUAUAUAUUGGGUAAAAAUUUACACAAUGCAGGUAAUUUUACUAUGUUUGAUGGUGUGAGUUUCUGAGAAUAACUUAGUGUACUAUAAGUUUUAAACAAUUAAUUACCCAUACAAAUUUAAAGAUCAGAGCAUUGUAGCAAAAAGCAAAGACUUAUUUUGCUUUUAAAUUCAGGGAGUGAUUGUGCUGAAAGAUUGUUACAGAGCAUUUAGAGCAUUGCAACACUACUCUUAAAACUGUGUUUGAGGAAAUUAGUUUUUGGCCAUGGAAGUAGUAGAUCAGUUUUAAGAUGGCUAAGAUUAUAGUUGGUGUUACUAUUGUUGAAUUUUUUAAAGGAGGUACUCAGAUUCAGGGGGGGGGAGAUUAAUUUUUUAGGAUUGUGUACAGAAGGGUAGGUUUAUCAUGUGAGCGCCUGGUUUCAAGGUUUCCAAUUUCAAUUUUUCAAGAACACGUCCCUAUUCAAUAUCAUUAUGACCGGGUGUUUAUUAGACAUGAGCGACCUGAGAAUUCUCCAGUUACUACACAGAAAUCUCCCACUAAUGUUUGGUAGCCCUUCACUAUUGUUUUAGUUAGACGUACUGGAGUCUUUUUCAAAUUAUUAUUUUGUAACGUUUUCUUUACUCCUGCUACUAGAAUUCUUAAAGAAAACCCUGUGUAAUGAACUGAUACUGACUUUACCCAUAUGGUCUUGAAUUUUUUGCAAUUUAUCUUUCAGUUGCUUUCAACAAGCAUUCCACAAGCACGAUGGAAUUACAACAGUAAUCAAAGUAAGUAACAGGGUGUAACGCUUACAUGAGGUUCCAGAGGGUUAAAAGGGAUAACAGUGGGUUACAGGAAAUUACAGGGGGUUACAAGGGAUAACUGUGGGUUACAGGGGAUUACAGAGGUUACAAGGAGUUAGAAGUGGUUACAAGGGGUUACAGGGGGAUAGAGGAGGUUACGUGGGGUUACAGAGGGUUACAGAAGCUUACAAGAGGUUACAUGGGGUUGCAGAGGUUACAGGAGGUUACAGUAGGUUACAAGAGAUUACAGGGGUGGGGUUAUAGGGGGUUACAGUGGGUUACAAGUGGUUACCGGAGGUUACAAGAGGUUACAGGGGCUUACAAGGGGUUACAGGGUGUUACAGGGGGAUACAAAAGGGUACAGAGGCUUACAAGUGGUCACGGUGCGUUAGAACAAGAAAUUAAGUAGCUAGUCUAGCCACACAGAACAAAGGGUGAUUUCUUUAAAAAAAAAUAAGCAGGAAUUUGGUGUUCACCAUGGAAAUACAAAGUGUUUCAAACUGUUAGAGGGUAAUUAUUAAUUUGGUAAAAAUUUACACAAUACAAGUAUUAUUGGUAUGGUUUUUGGUUCGCGUGUUUUGAGAAUAAGUAAGUGUUCUAUACGUUUGAAACUAUUAACUACACAUACAAAGGAAGGGAUCAGAGUGUUGUAGCAGAAGGCAAAGAGGCAGUUUGCUUUUUUAAUAUUAUAGUUGGGGUUACUAUCGCUGAGUUUUGUAAAGAGGGUUCUCAGUUGGGGGGUAGAUUAACCUGGAGGAUUGUGAUUGAUUAGAGGAUAAGCUAGCUACGCACCUCAAAAGCUAAUUUCUUGAAAAAAGUGUAAGCAGGAAUUUUGUGUUCACCAUCGAAUUUCAAACAUUUAGAGAGUAAUAUAUUGAUUUUGUAAAAAUUUACACAAUUUAGGUAUUUUUACUAUGUUUGUUGGUGUAAGGUUUUGGAGAGCAAUUAAGUGUACUAUGAGUUUCAAACUGUUAAUUACACAGAGAAUUUUAAAGAUCAGAGCGUUGUAGCAAAAUUCAAAGAGUAUGUUUACUUCUAAAUUCAGGUAGUGAUUGUGUUGUUUUUUGGCCUUGGAAGUUCUAUAGUGGGUGUUGUUGUAGUUGAGUUUUGUUGGUUAUAAUAAUCCCAUUCGAAACUGGUCAGUCCCUAGGUAUACCACUAGCUCAACCCACCCAUAGAUUAAUCCUUGAGGAUUGUGUACAUAAUUUCAUUUGUUCUUUUUGUCCCAGUUGUCCGAGUUGCUCUGGUUGUCCCAGUUGUUGCGGCAGUUGUGUUGGUUGUCCCAGUUGUCUAAGUUGUCCUGGUUGUUUCUGCUGUCCUGGAUGUCCUAGUUUCCUCGGUUGUCGUGGUUGUCCCAGUUGUCUUUGUUGUCCUGGUUGUCCCAUUUGUUGUAAUUUUUCUGGUCUAUGCUAUCGUUUUCAUAGUCGUGGUUGUCCCACCUUUCCCAGUUGUUCUGGUUCUUCUCAGUUUUUGUUUUUGUUUGUCUUAGUUGCGUCAGUUAUCCCAGUUCUGCCGGUAAUCCGGCUGUUGUUCCUUUUGUCACUGUUGUCCUUGUUGUCCUUGUUAUCAACGUUUUCCCUGUCAUCCUGGUCAUCUCGAUGAUCCCAUUUAUCAGAGUCAUUCCAAUCAUCUAGGUCAUCUCAGUCAUCCAGUGAUCCCAGUCAGUCAUCAAGUCAUCCCAGUCAUCCCAGUCAUCCCAGUUGUACGGGUUGUCCCAUUCAUGUCAGUUGUCUCGACCAUCCCAGUCGUUUCAAUUUUCCUGUUCACCUCGGUCAUCCUGGUUAUCCUGGCUGUCCAUGUUCUCCCAGUCACCCAGGUUGGUUUAGUUAUCCCAGCUAUCCUGGCUAUUCCAGUUGUCCUGGUUGUCCUUCACGUCUUGGUUGUCCAGGUUGUUCUGGUUGUGUUGUUUGUCCUGGUUGUACCCAUUGUCCCUGUCAUCUCAGUGAUCCCAUUGAGCAAAGUCAUUCCAGUCAUCCUUCCUAGUUGUACGGGUGGGAAACUACCUUUUGUUCUUUAAACGGUUAAAAACUUAACGAAAGAAGUGUUUUGUUUCAUGAGGAAGUUUAUUUAGGUUAAUCAACAAUGCUUCAAAAGUAUACUGCUGGUAGGCUUCACUGCAGGCUUAAUUUUCAUUUUAAAAAUGGUGGCCUCCAUGCUGCAUUUGUUCCGAGCAGGGUAAUAUCAAAUUUCAGCUUUCUUGAAUUAUUGUUAGAAGAAUACCAUAAAAUAGUAUUGAAACACACUUAAACAUUUUUUAAUAUAGCAAAGUGGAUUAGACUAAUUUUAGGAAGUGAAAAUAUAUGUUUCACUAUCGUAUAUGUAAGUCUUCUGAGUAAGAAAGAAAUUAGCUUUUUUUUUAAAUUUAAAGAACUGGUUUUUAGCGUUCAAAAUUAAAACGAUAACAGUACAGAAUUUCAGAAUAGCUGACAAAUAACAAUUAUUGAAAACAACCUGCACUUCCAAAAGUAACACCACAUGCAUCUUCUCCACACUGAAGUUCGUUUCAGAACACCCUUGAUAUCAUAGAGUGAUUCCAAUUAUUAUCUUUGAUCAGCGACUGUGAUGGAAGGAGUUGAUGAUCAUAGAGACUGAGCCUGUGAAUAGCAACCUCUGUCAGGUAGUUCUCUAUCUUGGAAGUUUUUACAUGGAGAUGAGUUUCAUUGGUAGCAUCGGGCACCUAAUGGCAGAAUCUUGGCUAAAGGAAUUUCUGGAAUUGAUUACUAAAGCUAUUGCAUGCAAUAGCCGUAAAAGCUCAUCUCCUCCUUGAUGCAGCCCUUAAUACCCUUAUCCUUUCUAAAGCCCGGAGAGUGUCCAUUCCUGAUCUUGAAGUAGAAGCUAAUGCCGCUGAUGUGAAUGGUGCAAGAGCUGAAGAGGAGGCAAUGGAACCUCUCAGAAGCUUGUGUUCUGUACGAAGAUUUAAUAGCUGGAGAGAAAUCAGGGGAAGAAGUUGGCUCAGUCAGUGCAAUCAGUGAGAUCAAACAUCUCCUCCAACGGCAGAAGAAAUCCCUACGAGACAAUCACACUGCUAAAACUCUGGUUGCAGUACAUCAGCAUGAUUGACAUUCUGAGAAAAUUUAUCAAAGCAGAAUGUACUGGACACUGGUUACAGCAUCUUGAAGCUCUUUCUGAAAUGCUUCCCUAUAUGAUAGCUUCUGGUCACAACCUUUACAGCAAAUCUGCUCAGUUGUACUGUAUUGUAUCCUGUUGUCUACCAAAAAGCAGUUGAUGGAUUCCGCAUAAUAGGAAGAAGUGACCAAAAAUAGGAGGGGCUAUCCACAGACCUUGUUGUAGAGCAGGUGUUAAUGCGAAGCAUGAAGAUGAGUGGUGGCUUAACGAGAGGAAGAGGGAUGACAGAGCAACAGUGGCUGGUAGGCUCCUUUCGAUGCCAGUCUGUGCUGAGAUGAAUUGUGCCAUGCUGGAUAUCAUAGGAGUCUCUUACAGUACCAGCGAGCAAAAUAAGGACAUUUCAGAGUCUAAUGCUGAAGCACGUCAACGUAAUUUCAAUAAAGGUGUAGAUGUAGAUGGAGAUGAAGAUGUUUGAAGGCCUAUAGUCACUAACACUACUUUUAUUAAAUUUUUGAAACUUUUCUUAUCAAAGUACCCUUCAGAAAAAAUCUAAUUCUUUUUAAAACAGACCUUUUCUAUUGCAAAUAGAAUUCAGCCUUGUUUUCAUGUCACUGGUUCAGGCUGCUAUAUUGACCUGAAUUUUUAGUGUCUUCCCAUGCAUAAUUUUCCUAGACUUUUUUAAAAUGUGUACAUUAAAGAAUCUUUCUUAUUCCAAAACUGAAGAAAAACCUUCUGUUGCAAUUAGUGACAGGUCUAUCAGUACCUUGACUGGACUACCAGGGAAUCGCAGUCAUUCCAGUCAUCCUAGUCAUCCCAGUCAUUUCUCUCUGUUAUUCCAAUCUUUCCAGUCAUUCCAGUUCUCUUAGUCAUAUUUUCUCUAUUCAUGUUAUUCCUGUUGUCCCACUUUAUAUAUAUCUGCAGAUUAUGACCUUUGACUUUUGUCACUCUCUUUUAAUUGUAUAUCCUGUGAUUUCUGGUUUUUUCAGCAUCACGAUCUGGUGACUUGAUAGCAGAGGAGUCAGAGGGAUUGGCAGAACCAGGUUUAACAUGCUACCCUAUUUCUUUUUGAGUUUUUGCAUUUAUGAGAACUGUCAAGACCUCGAUCCUGUCAUCUCCGUUACCCAUAGCUUAGUUACCCUGUCAUAUUUCAAUUUUCUGUCACUCUAACAUUUUCCGUUAACAAAAUGAGCUGUUGUUAGCGUACAUUUUAGCUCAUCAUUCAAUGCAGCAAUGGUACAAUAGAUAGUUUUUGUUUGCAACAUUGAUGUUAGUUGAUUUUUGAUAACUUGAUGGUAGUUACAUUUUAAGUUUUACAGUGAUACCAAGCUUUCAUGUCUUUUUAGCCUACUAAUGCCAAUUCAAGAGGACACAACUUUUCAAUCUACCUCUUCUUCUUUCUUUUAGCGUGCUAUCUCUUUCUGUAAAAGGAUGUGAAAUAGGAAGAAGGUUAAGGUUAAGCACGUUGUCUCUCUUGCCUUUUCCAUCAAUGAAAAAGAACUGACAAAGAAAAUAAUACUAGAAUUAAUUUUACUCUCUCUUCUGACCCCUGGGUGUUUUUGACAUUAGCUUUUUUUAUCUCUGCACAGUUACUAUCUUGGAGCCUGGAUCCAGACCCUGUGUAUUUCUUGCAUCUCUGUUUCGCGAUCUCUGCAAAAUAUCAUCAGUCCCCUUGCAAGAGUUGUUUCAAGAAAGAAAUGCUUUCCAAUGGAUGUUCUUGCACUAGAAAGCGUUGGAUGCAGAAAUGCCAUAAGCAAGGAACUGAAUACUCUGGCUUACUAUGAUCCAAGCAAAGAUUUUAGUUACCCUCCAAGUGAAUGUCUAAACAAAGGAUAUAGGAGCUACUCUACUUCAAGAGAAGAAGCCUAUUGCAUUUGCCAGCAAAGCCGUAACAGUUGGUGCGAAGUCUGUAAAAGAUUUUACCAACUUAAUGAAUGUAGAUAUAGAUGUAGAUGCAGAGUCACCAUAUGCUAACUCCAAAACAUGCUAA
Molecule: messenger RNA, 6463 nt
Organism: Porites evermanni
Lineage: Eukaryota; Metazoa; Cnidaria; Anthozoa; Scleractinia; Poritidae
Source: the annotation of a GenBank genome assembly